This is a messenger RNA of Exophiala oligosperma, 2003 nucleotides long. Its product is annotated as homoserine kinase. Gene Ontology annotation, molecular function: homoserine kinase activity; ATP binding. NCBI's taxonomy places the organism in Eukaryota, Fungi, Ascomycota, Eurotiomycetes, Chaetothyriales, Herpotrichiellaceae. The transcript has 4 exons. Gene Ontology annotation, biological process: L-threonine metabolic process. The record is from RefSeq and is a predicted model, not a curated record. Bases 186 to 1286 code for a protein of 366 amino acids.
CCGAUCUCGCCGGCAGUGAACUACAACAGCGAAAGGUGACAACGACCAGGGAAAGGUGCUGGCAGACGCUGUGGUUUGAAGCUUUGAACACUCCUGCCAUUACCAUACACUUCGAAGACAGGAGGAUAUCAGGAUUUUUUGGAGGGUAGCCUUGCCUCGUUGAGCUGGGCCUCCCUCAUCCCACCAUGCAUCUUAUAAAGGUUCCAUGCUCAUCGGCCAACAUUGGCCCGGGCUUCGAUGUCAUCGGCCUCGCCUUGUCAAUGUACCUCGAACUUCGCGUCAGUGUCGACGAAACCUCGCCGGCCGAUGCUUCCAACAAUCCACUGAACUGCACAGUGACCUACACCGGCGUGGGAGCGGAGGACAUUGACCUCAACCCGGCCAACAACCUCCUGACCCGGACGGCCUUGUACGUUCUCCGGUGCCACAACCAACGUGCCUUUCCUCCACAGACGCACGUCCACAUACACAACCCAAUCCCACUCGGCCGGGGUCUGGGAUCGUCCGGUGCCGCCGUCGUGGCCGGCGUCCUGCUUGGGAACGUCGUCGGCAAGCUCAACCUGUCUCAACCCCGCCUCCUCGACUUCUGCCUCAUGGUCGAGCGUCACCCGGACAAUGUCGCCGCCGCCCUGUAUGGUGGCUUCGUCGGCACGUACCUCAACGAGCUGGACCCGGACGAUAUGGCGCGCAAGGAGGUCCCCUUGUCGGAAGUCCUCCCUCAGCCGGCAGGCGGCGUCGACACGGGUCUCACGCCACCCAUCCCGCCCGAGAACAUCGGCCACUAUCGUCGAUUUGACUGGGCCAAGGAAAUCAAAGCUCUAGCCAUCAUCCCGGAUUUCGAGGUGAGCACGGCAAAGGCAAGAGAAGUGUUGCCCAAGUCGUAUACGAGGCAGGACAUGAUCUUCAACCUCCAGAGACUGGCACUUUUGACCACGGUGCUUUCCGACUCGCCGCCGAACCCCGACCUCAUCUACAGUGCGAUGCAGGACAAGAUCCACCAGCCGUACCGCAAGACCUUGAUCCCGGCCUUGCCCGCCAUUCUCUCGUCCAUGUCGCCCACUUCACACAAGGGUCUGCUGGGCAUAUGCCUGUCGGGAGCGGGCCCCACCAUCCUGGCCCUCGCCACGGAGAAUUUCGAUGCCAUCGCGGGUGUCAUUGUGCAACAUUUCAAAGACGAGGGCAUCACCUGCGAGUGGAAGGUCCUUGAGCCUGCCGAGGACGGUGCCACGAUAAGGGAAGUCCCCGGUGACGUCCCAGGCUAUCGAACAAGCCUCAAGACAGUAUGAACCUAGUAAUCUACACUCCAUAUGUUGGAUGACGGCGACACUGUACAUGCAUAGGGAACGAGGGGGCUAGGAUAUACCAAGGGCGCACAACGUUUUACAAAUUUAGGUGUGCAUUGUUUGAAACAUUAACGGCUAGCAUUGCAGUCUAGACACUAUUGGAAUGGUGCUACCUCAUUGAAGGUGUGACUUUGCUCUUAAUACAUGUCUCAAUGUAUCCCGCAUCCUCCAUUCUGUGUAUGAGACGCGCCUGACUUCCGUGCUAGUUCCACAAAUACUUUUUUGUUUUGGAAACCUUCCAUCAACUGAUCGAUCACCACAAUUCUAUGCUCCGCAUGCCAUUGGUCUCAUCAAAAUCUUGAAUUCGUGCACUACUGUCUCGAAAAGGUUGCUGCGUGUCAUCCGGAGAAACAAGCAUUUCAAUGUGCUUGCGAAACGUUUAGAAGCACUUGCGGUGGACGAUUGAAGGACCACUCUCGUCGUACUCUUGCUUGGAGAUCCACAUCUGCUGGAAGGUGGAAAGAGACGCCAGGAUAGAGCCACCGAUCCAGACGGAGUAUUUACGCUCGGGAGGUGCAAUGAUCUUGACCUUCAUGGAGGAUGGGGCAAGAGCAGUGAUUUCCUUCUGCAUUCGGUCGGAGAUACCAGGGUACAUGGUUGUACCGCCAGACUACACAAGAUUAGUAUGAAUAUAGAAUCGGGCUUCAGCGAAGCACUCAC